ACAACAGCUCCACCAGAAACGCGAACACGUCGGAGCAGUGACUUCCGGCGGAAGAAGAAACCGGCCCGGAGUUCUGGCCGACAGCAGGCGAGGAGUGGGCAGCAGCGCCUAUGUGAGGUUAGCUAAUCUGAGAAGGCCCACUUCUGGUUCCAUGGAUGAUGGCGGUUGAGCAGAUGCCAAAAAAGGAUUGGUACAGCAUCCUGGGGGCAGACCCAUCUGCAAAUAUAUCAGACCUAAAACAAAAAUAUCAAAAACUCAUAUUAAUGUAUCAUCCAGAUAAACAAAGUACAGAUGUACCAGCAGGAACAGUGGAGGAAUGUGUACAGAAGUUCAUCGAAAUUGAUCAAGCAUGGAAAAUUCUAGGAAAUGAAGAGACAAAAAGAGAGUAUGACCUGCAGCGGUGUGAAGAUGAUCUAAGAAAUGUAGGACCAGUAGAUGCUCAAGUGUAUCUUGAAGAAAUGUCUUGGAAUGAAGGUGAUCACUCUUUUUAUCUGAGUUGCAGAUGUGGUGGAAAAUACAGUGUUUCCAAGGAUGAAGCAGAAGAAGUUAGCCUGAUUUCUUGUGAUACAUGUUCACUAAUUAUAGAACUCCUUCAUUAUAACUAAAAUUGUUCACAACUUGAAAUGCUUUAACUGUGGUAUUGAGACAUGAUGAGGAGAAGCUAUUGAGCUUUGUCCAUUCAAGGAAAUGGAUUCUUUGUCAGCCCUAUUAUUUGCAAAGAAAAUAUACAAUUAUCAAGCAGAGACCACCUCAGAUUAAUAGAGAAUGAAUAUAUUUAUUUGUAUUUAUAAUUUAUAUUUACAAGUUGUCACAAAAAUAGAUUUGAUUAUAUUUGGUGAAUUCCCAUCUGGGAACUUUAUUAUGACAUUUUUUUCCAUGACACAAAAUAAGAAUUUUCUUAAUAUGACCAUGUCUUUUGAGUGGGUAACAGUAUCAUCAUAUUCCUUUAUAGUUACUAAGUUUCUGGUCUAACAGAUAACGUUUCUAGUUGCUAAAGUUAUAGGGCUGUUAUACACCUAGAAUCUUUGUGAAUAAUGUGAGGCCAGUUCUCCCAUAAGGAAGGCUGGUUAUGGAUAUUCAUAAGGUUAUUUCAAAGUUAAUAAAGACAAAGUGGCAACUGCAGAAAGUGUUGCCUCCAAUCUUGGCCCUGUAUUUCCAAAGCUUGUAAACACUGCCAUCUUCAAAUUUAAAUGUAAUUUAGGAAAUGGAAGCUUUUAAUUUUAAUUUCUUUUUUCUAAGAGUCUCACUCUGUUGCGCCAGCUGGAGUGCACUGGCAUGAUCUCGGGUCGCUGUAACCUCCGUCUCCUGGGUUCAAGUGAUUCUCCAGCCUCAGCCUCCUGAGUAGCUGGGAUUACACGUGCCCACCACCAUGCCCAGCUAAUUUUUGUAUUUUUAGUAGAGAUGGGGUUCCACCAUGUUGGCCAGGCUGGUCUCAAACUCCUGACCUCAGGUGAUCCACCUGCCUCGACCUCCCAAAGUGCUAGGAUUACAGGUGUGAGCCACGGUGCCUGGCCUAAGUUUUGUUAAUAGAGAUGGGAUUUCAUCAUGUUGGCUAGGCUGGUCUUGAACUCCUGGCCUCAAAUGAUCCGCCCACCUCAACCUCCCAAAGUGCUGGGAUUGCAGGCGUGAGCCACCGUGCCCGGCCAGAAGCUUUUUUAAAAAUAAUGACAUGAAAUUGGUGCAUGAUUUCCCCUUUUAUUUUGGAGUGUUGAUAUAAUAUUGGGGCCAGGCAUGGUGGCUCACAUCUGUAAUCCCAGCACUUUGGGAGACUAAGGCAGGCGGAUCACCUUUGGUCAGGAGUUCAAGACCACCCUGGCCAUCAUGGUGAAACCCCAUAUCUACUAAAAAUAAUUUUUUUAAAAAUUAGCCAGUCAUGUUGGUGUGUGCCUGUGGUCCCAGCUACUCAGGAGGCUGAGGCACAAGAAUCGCUUGAACCCAGGAGGCAGAGGUUGCAGUGAGCCAAGGUUGUGCCACUGCACUGCAGCCUGGGCUACAGAGCAAGACUCUGUCUCAAAAAAAAAAAAGAUACAGUAUUAAUGCCUAUAGUUAUGAAGACAGAGCCAUUGGCACUGCUGCUAUGAUGAAAUGAACUUUUAUAAAGUAUUAUUGACUAUAGCCAACUACAGAUGGUAUAUGCCUCAAAGAUGCAUGUUUCUAUGUAUUUAUUUAAUAUUUUGUGUACAGUAAAAGUCAGAACUCAUUUAAAGAACUUUAAGGGAUCCUUUAGAAACAUUUUUACUUAAUUUCAAAUGAGUGGGCUGAGCAUGUAGACUAGCAGCUUUUUAUCAAAUCUGGCAUUGUCAGGUUGAACUUAUAAAUACGAAUAGUUACUACUCUGACUUGUAAAUGUAGCUGCUAAAGUAUGAGGCAUAUUUAAGAAGAAUCGAUUAGUUUCAUUAUACCUAUAAGAACAAGAAUUCAAAAGUGAGGUAGUCAUCCAGGUUCCCCCUCCCAAAAUAUUUUUGUAUCGUAAAAUUUAGAUGACUUUUUUGGGUUACAUUUUUAUCCAUAUAUUUUGAACUAACAGAACUUGCAGAAUGUGUGUCGAAUAUUCUUUACAUUUAACAAUUAAAAACAACUAAAACUGAAUAGCAAAUAGUUUAUUGGUAAGUACAAGGUUUCAACAGGAGUAAUAAAUCACAUGAAAAGGAGACAAUAAUCAAGUCAAAAGAAUAAAUGCUUACUAAUCAUCAGAAAAUCUGUGGCCAUUAGGGCUGGCACGUAAAAAUCCAAAAUCACUCAGAGGCCAAAUCUGUAAAAUCAAAAUGAGGUUGAAGACAAUUAGUGAAAGUAAUGUUAUACUAUCAUCAUAUUCCCUUUUGCUAUCCGUCCCUUUUCUCUAUGCCAGAUAAACACUUUUGCCUUACUCAUCAAUCAAGAAUAAAAUUUUCUGCAUCAAAGUAAGACUUGAGAAAAUAAACUUAUGUGUAUAUAUGUUUAAACUCCAAAGUUUGGAACAUUCAAACAUUGUACGUGAAAUUAUAUGUGUGUAGUGUGUGAAUAAAUAUGUAUGAAUAUA
Messenger RNA from Pongo pygmaeus (Bornean orangutan), 3019 nucleotides. It is a transcript of the gene DNAJC24, whose product is annotated as DnaJ heat shock protein family (Hsp40) member C24. The record is from RefSeq and is a predicted model, not a curated record. The transcript is spliced from 5 exons. Gene Ontology annotation, biological process: positive regulation of ATP-dependent activity. Bases 156 to 605 code for a protein of 149 amino acids. NCBI's taxonomy places the organism in Eukaryota, Metazoa, Chordata, Mammalia, Primates, Hominidae. Gene Ontology annotation, molecular function: ferrous iron binding; ATPase activator activity.